ACGGUGUUGUGUAUUCUAGGCCCGCGCUCUGUUAGCAGUGCGGUACCUAUGUGUUCAUUUAAAUCCUUAGAAAUCGACUGUGGUCUCAAACUCCAUCAACAUGGCGAAAGUGUUGGAAGGACUUUUGGGUACUCACGUUAUUCGUGGACAUGGGGACAAAGCGGAGAAAGUGAGUGUGAGCUCGCUUUCUGAAAGGAAUUCCGUGGUUGGCCUGUAUUUUUCUGCACAGUGGUGUUCCCCAUGUAAGAGCUUCACACCAAUACUUCUUGAUUUUUAUGAAAGUUGGAAAUUGAAAAACGAGGAUGUUAAAUUUGAAAUUGUGUUCGUGAGUUGGGACAAAGAUGAGGUCAGAUACACGGAUUUUUUUUCAUCAAUGCCUUGGCUGGCACUUCCCUUUGACCCAGACAAUCUAAAUAAAAAGAGUAAACUGUUAAAGAAAGUCCGGGUACCGGGAAUUCCCAAGCUUGUCUUAUUAGACGGAGAAACAGGGAAAACAAUAACUACAGAUGGAUACACGCGCCUUACUGAUGAUCCUAAAGGUCUUGAGUUUCCAUGGCGAAAGAAGAAAUUCACAGAAGUUAUCAGUGGCAAACUUAUAAACAAUCGAAAGGAGGAAUGUGAUGCUUUAGAACAACUGAAAGGGAAAUUUGUGGGGAUCUACUUCUCUGCUCACUGGUGUCCUCCCUGUAGAGCGUUCACCCCAGAGUUGAUCAAGCGUUACGAUCAGUUGGAGUCUGAUGGAAAGCACAUUGAAGUGGUGUUUGUGUCAUCAGACCGCAGUGAAGAGUCCUUCAGUAGUUACCUAGAAACAAUGCCUUGGUGGGCCAUUCCCUUUGGAGAUAGUCGCACAGAGCAACUCAAGGACAUAUUUGGAGUUGACGGUAUUCCUACAUUUGUAAUUCUUGAUGGUGCUGGAGAUGUAGUGACUUUGAAUGGCCGAACAGCAGUCAACCUUGAUCGAGAAGGACGGGAAUUUCCCUGGUAUUCCAAGCCUCUGAACCCUUUAAAAGAAUUAGAAGCUGUUGCUCUAAAUGAGAGGCCUUCCCUGGUUCUCUUCACAGAAGGGGAGGAUGCAGAUAUAGAGAUGAGCAAGGAAGUUCUGGAGAGUCUCGCUCGUGAGGAACACCAGAAAGGCGAAGAUCAAGAACUCUACUUCUUUUAUGGAACAGAGAAUGAAUGUUGUGAUAAUGUGCGUGAUUUUGCCAACCUAGAGGACCGGUGUCCACUUCUGGUCAUCUUUGAUCUUCCUGACCAAAAAGUUUAUCUUAGUCCUGAGACGGUGAUCACAAAGGAAGUUGCAACAGACUUUGUCAGCCGAUACUUUGCUGGAACUUUGGAAGCCACUUCUCUCAGUUGAAGACGACCAUGUUCUUUCUGUGUCCUUCAAGUGUGCUUUAUUCUGACCAGUGAAGUUGAUAUACAUACAUAAAUAAAUGUGUUCUCCACAUACUAAACAUGACUGGACUUAACUCAGCACCAGACCAGUGCUAGAUACACUUUUGUGACCAGCGUUUGUGGAUAGACAGAAAUAUCAUAUUUCAUCGGUUCCACUUCUCUAUGUUACUGACUGUGGAUUGAAACAUGAUGCUAACACAUGAUGUGACUGCUUUGCUGUCUAUAUACUGUAGGAUGUCUUUUGGUUGGUGAUCUUUGCUGCUUCAUCUUUAAUCUCAUAUUUAAUCUAUAUAAUGGUUUAGAUGCUGUGAUGAUAAAUAGACAAUUCACUGAAGUAUAAUCUAGACCAACGAUUAUUAAAGUCCAUGGGAAAGAUCAAAUUCUGUUCUCAAUUAUUCUUUGUAGAUCAACUGUAAAUUUUCAUGGGGAAUUUAUUCUUGUUUGUCUGGGCACUCUAAAUCCAGGAAUGUAUAUAUCCGUGAUAAAGAUAUGCAGAUAAAUGCUGACAUUGAAGUAACAUGGGAUAAUGUUAGGAAGAUUUACUCACAAAAUCAAUUGCCAAUGAAAUGCAUAUUUUUGGAAAAACAUGAAAUUUCAGCAUCCCAGAAAUGUAUGAUUUUUUUGUAACCUGUUCCUUAAUUUAACCCAUGAAGCUUGAUAUUGUUACGAAUACAAAAUUGUUUUGCUUGGUGUCAUCUUUGAUAUUGAUGUUUUGAAAUAAAUGACAGCAAAUCAAUGAAAUAUUUAAAGAUUUUUAUGAUGAUAUGGGCUGUCCUGGUGAUAAUAGCAACUGUAUGAUAUUGUGAUGAAACAAGAUGUUAUGUGAAGUCUGUUUAGUCAUGUUUAUUUGAGGUUUAAUGGAGGAGCCUAGCUGGAGAAAUUUAGCAGAGGGAAACCUGGUGGGAAAAGUUUAGUAGAAACGACCAAAGUGGAAGGAGUUUAGUGGAGGGCAGGGUAAUGGAAGGAGAUUAGUGGAGGAGAGGGUAGUGGAAGGAGUUUAGUGGAGGAGAGGGUAGUGGAAGGAGUUUAGUGGAGGAGAGGGUAGUGGAAGGAGUUUAGUGGAGGAGAGGGUAGUGGAAGGAGUUAGUGGAGGAGAGGGUAGUGGAAGGAGUUUGGUGGAAGAAGUUUAGUGGAGGAGAUGGUAGUGGAAGAAGUUUAGUGGAAGGAGUUUAGUGGAGGAGAAGGUAGUGUAAGGAGUUUAGUGGAAGAAGUUUAGUGGAGGAGAAGGUAGUUGACUAAUAGUUGCUACUCUGUAUAGUACAAAAUUAGUAGUUAAUGAUAAGACAAGUUUUUUUUAUAAACAAUAGAUUACUGGUUUGUCAUUCCAAAGAAAUACUGAUGCAUUGUUGUGCACUUCUCUGUGUCCCAUCCCCAACCCCCAAGGAGUUACCUCCCUUUGUAUAACCUGGUUUGUCCAAACAUUAAUUGUUGCUUGAAGUGUAUUAUCAUAUGUAAUAAUAAUAGAAUAUAGACACAUAAGUUUUACAUAGGCUUUAUAUUACAUGAUGCAGACUGUUUUCAGCCAUGGAUGACAAAGAUUAAUAUUCUGAUGUUUAUAAUAUCUGUCUACUGUAUCAAUACAACUAAAUAUAAUUAAGCAGUCAAUCAAUGGAAAAGAUUAUAUAACAUAAAUUUAAUUGUAUGAUUGAAAACGAAAUUUGUGUUAAAAAAGGGUAAUGGAGUGAUGUUUCUCACAAGUGAACAACAUACAUUACAAGGAUUUGUCUUGUAGUAUGUGUGUAUGUGAUAAAGUUGCUAAAAUUCUACUCCCAGGAAUGAUGAGUAAAGGGAGGUAAAUCUUAUCCAGGCCAUGUUAACGUGGCUCAUCAUAACCAUGCAGCUUUUAGUUUAAGUGCAGGAUGUCUUGAACUACAGACAGCUUUGUUUGUUAUACUCAUGUAUAAACUGAAUGAUAUUAAUUGUAAUAACGAGGCCUUUUAACUACAGCUGUUAUUAUGGACACUACUGUAUAAUGGAUAUGUUUCAUAGAUUAGAAGGUAGAGUGGAUUUAAUAAAAAAAUGUUUAAAAACAUACUUAUACAUCCACGUAGGUAUUUAAACCUGUUUUUAAAACUGGUAUUACGCAUAUUAAACUUGUACAAAUGUG
Ylistrum balloti is the source of this 3502-nucleotide messenger RNA. Its product is annotated as nucleoredoxin-like. Bases 101 to 1357 code for a protein of 418 amino acids. The record is from RefSeq and is a predicted model, not a curated record. Lineage: Eukaryota; Metazoa; Mollusca; Bivalvia; Pectinida; Pectinidae. The transcript is spliced from 7 exons.